UGAAGCGCUUGAUGAUGGGCACGGCUUAGAAGUACAGGUUUUCGGCGAUUUAUUUAACGUUUAUCCGUUCCGGUAGAAUGGCUCCGCGCUAUGGUAUCAUUGGUGCAGGAAUCGGAGGAAUCGUUAGCGCCCGCCAUGCACUGGAUGCUGGUGGUAAUGUGACCGUGUUUGAGCAGGGCAAGCAAAUCGGUGGAACGUGGGUGCUGGAGGAUCGUACGGGUGCGGAUGAGUAUGGCGUUCCAAUCCACAGCAGUAUGUACCGUGGGCUACGAUCGAAUUUACCCCGCGAGACGAUGGGCUAUUUGGAUUUUGAAAUCGAAGAUCGAGGCACGAGCUACGUACCGGCCGAGGAUGUGUUGGAAUUUGUGAAUCGGUACGCAGAGAAGCACGUGCCACGCGAUCGAAUUAUGCUGCAGCAUCAGGUGAUUCAAGUGACCAGACAGUUUAACGAGCAGCAAUGGCUGGUGAUCGUCCGCGAUCUACUUGAGGAACGGAUCAAGAUGUUUCACUUUGAUUUCUUGCUUAUCAGCGUUGGACAUUAUGCUUCGCCGGUUUUUCCGGACCAUGUCGAAAGGAAACUGUACGCAGGACGGCAGCUGCACAGUCACGAUUUUCGUGAUCCUCAUGAUUUUCGCGGGGAGGAUGUACUGGUCGUUGGCGCUGGUGCGAGUGCCACAGACGUUGCGCUUAUGGUAGCCGAUGUGGCCAAUUCGGUAACGGUUAGUCACCGGCGUGCCGUUCCGCUAAACUUCCCCCCCGAGAAGAACAUCGCUCAACGGGUAACGUUUGCCAAUUUGACUCAUGAUGGAGCCUCUUUUGUGGAUGGCACUGCAGGUACCUACGGUGUCGUUAUCUUCUGCACAGGAUAUCGGUUUUCCUUUCCAUUCCUCAGCGUCGACUGUGGACUCACUGUCAAGGACCGUUCGAUUGAACCGCUGUACAAACACUGUAUCAACAUAAACCAACCCACCAUGGCGAUCAUUGGCAGUACAUUCCCGUCACUAGCCGCACUAAUGACGGAUCUGCAGGCUCGAUUCUGUGUUCAACUAUUCAGUCAACGGAAAACGCUGCCCAGUAAAGAGGAAAUGCUGCUGGAUCUAGCAGCGGACCAAAAGGAGCGCCAGGAUCGAGGCUUCGAUGCCGAUCGUUCCGAGCAGUUGUUCGAGGAUCUUCAAGAACGUUACUACAAGGAGUUGGCGAAGGUUGGUGAUCUGCAACCGAUACCUGAUGUAGCCAUAAAGCUGCUCCAUCAAUCGUUGCGAGCUAGAGAUGCGUGUCUGUUACGCUUCCGAGACUAUCUUUACAAAGUUGAUGGUGAUGAGUUUGUUAUCGUGAAACGUCCAAUUGAUUGA
Molecule: messenger RNA, 1352 nt
Organism: Anopheles aquasalis
Lineage: Eukaryota; Metazoa; Arthropoda; Insecta; Diptera; Culicidae
Product: senecionine N-oxygenase-like
Molecular function (GO): N,N-dimethylaniline monooxygenase activity; NADP binding; flavin adenine dinucleotide binding
Source: RefSeq, a predicted model, not a curated record